AUUAGGACUUGCCAGCACUUGGCAACCCUGCCGCGCAUACGUUUUGUCGCUACGUAGGCGCACUAUCGAAGGAAGGCGGCAAAAAGAAUGCACAAUGGCGUCGACUUGAAUUCAAAUCUUGAUGUUUGUGAAGAAGGAGAGCAGAGAAAAGACAUGAAUAAACCAUCUGCAAAUUUUUAGCAAAGUAAGAAGGGGUUAAUGCAUCAUGGGAUCCAAGAAAAAGUGGUAUUCACUAGAGGAAGAAAAGGCAAUGCUAGAUUAUAUUAAAAAGCAUGGCAAAGAAACAGGACAACACAGCGUCAGGGGCAAUGCAUUGUAUAAAGAUAUGGAGAAAAAGAAGAUAACUUGUCACCCGUGGCAGAGCAUGAGAAGCAAAUGUUUUCAGUUACUUGAGGGUGAAAAUGCUAGAUUCCAAUUUCGACAGUUGAUUUCAUCAAAUACUUAUGGCAAGGCCGUGACAGUACUGACUUCGAAUGCAGCAGCUAAAAAAAAGCAUGACAAAUCCACAAAAAGUCGCAGUUUAAAUCAAGUUACAAAAAGCAAAAAGGAGGGAGGAAAAACUGACGAAUGCGUUCUUGUUGAAGGAGCUCAAAAUCCCAGGCGCAGCCCAAGGAAAAGAAUCAGAAGAGUAUUGGAUGAAGAAGAUGAAAUUGAAGAAAUAGAUGUUCCAGCACAAAAUCCCAGACCCAGUCGAGUGCUAGAAACCAGCCUUGACGAUCCAGUUGAAGACAGUGAUGACGAAUGCACAGAUAAUGAAGAUGCUGACACAAAACGUCUCAAACGAAGCCCCAGACGAAAGGCCAGAAGAUAUCAGGGAUUAGAAAAUCGUGUUCAGGUUCAUGAAGUAGAUGCUUCUGCUCAGAGUCCAAGACGCAGUCAAAGGCUUGAAGUUAGAAAUGAGGAAAUACACGAAGAUAGUGACAACGAUGGCAAUAAUAACGAAGAAAUCCCGGCUCCAAGUCCUAGACGAAGAAAAAGAAAAAUGCCAGAGAAAGAGGAAACACAUGUAAACAAAGCGGUUGAAAACAAAACUGUCCACGAGGAAAGUGAAGAGCUACUCGAAUAUUUUAAGACUGAGGAAGGAGAGAAAAGAUUCAGGAUGAUGAUUUUUGAAGACGAAGUGUCGGAACUUAUGGUUAGUCUUGGAAAGACAUACAGAGACGUGUUCCAAGCCAUUUAUUGGGGCAGCGGACUAAUAGAAGAGGCAGAACAUAUAUUAAAGAAUCAAACAAUGAUUGAUGGUUCACAGCCAUGGAACCCUGAUGAUGACCAAAUCCUCAUUGUCGGAAAAGAAAAAGAUGUCAACGAGCUUAUCAAAAGACGUGGAAUGGAUGCCGUUACCCAACGCGUGAAUUUUCUUACCUGAAAUAAUAUGUACAUUAAACAUCGUAUUAUUUUAUCAAUUUAUGAUCUUAUAUCCAAAAUGUUUGCUUUUAGCCGGAGUAAAGCUCGUGCUUUGAAAAUAAGACGAUAUACAAUGUAUAGAACAGAUGACAAAUAUAGGUGUAGGACAGGAAGAAUAACAAAGAAGGGUAGAAAUUCGUUUCCCCAGUAAUAAAGUGCGAGGGGUUUGUGAUUGGAUAUGGGCUGCGUUUAGGCUUGGAUGAUGGGUCAAGACAAAACUUUGGUAUUAAGCUGGGUGCAAUGUUGAAAGAAAUUGGUUUCCUUCGAUAGGUGUUGAGUCACCAAUCUGAUGGGUACGCAUUGAAAUAAAAAAACUCCAUUGGAUUUUUGCAGCAUUCCAGUUGAACUAGACUUGAAGGAGGUAAUCAUUACUUGCAAAUUGCCGUUAAUAACAGCUGCUUAGGCAAGAUACAUCUGUGAAGCGCUUUGGUUAUUUAUCGGACGCUGUACGUAGCACGACCACCUGGUCUGUUUUUUGUCAUUAAUGAUUUAGACGUUCUUAAAGUUUUGAGUUCAUAAUGAAAUUUUGUGUAUUUAUCUUUGGACAUUGCAUCAAUAUAUAUAAAACUGAACGUUUUACGUUUUGCUAGAUUCAGAGGCUAUAAAAGUUACUUAAUGUAAAAAGAUUGUUUUCGAAAAUUUUCAUCCACACGGCUAA
Messenger RNA from Rhopilema esculentum, 2062 nucleotides. RefSeq lists its product as uncharacterized. Gene Ontology annotation, molecular function: telomeric repeat DNA binding. Lineage: Eukaryota; Metazoa; Cnidaria; Scyphozoa; Rhizostomeae; Rhizostomatidae. Gene Ontology annotation, biological process: protection from non-homologous end joining at telomere; telomere maintenance via telomere lengthening. Gene Ontology annotation, cellular component: shelterin complex. The record is from RefSeq and is a predicted model, not a curated record.